UAUUAAAUUAAAAGAUAUAUAUAAUAAAGAGAGAGAGGAAGUAAAAAUAUUAGUGAAUAAACAUUUUAUAAAAAAUUAAUAACAAACUAUUUUUAUACAAUUAAUUUUUAUUUUUCCCCAUAUUUAAUAUUAUAUUUAUUUUCCUCGUCCUUCUCUUUGUCCUUGAAAGUAAUAUUUAACAAUACAAAUGCAAGAAAAUGACUAAGAUGGUAUGAAAUAAGUGAGGAUAAAAAUGAUAAAAAGUAAAACAUAAGGGACUAAAUUAAAUUUUUUUAAAAAGCUUAGGGGGGCCUGCGCCUCGUCAGGUCCCCUCGGCUCCGGCAAUGAAACCAGGUUUACCACGGCCCAAUUCCUCAAUAUUGAGGGAGUUAGUGCGAUGGUGAGCGGUAAUAUAUUGGUUAAGCUUACCAACUAGACUCAGAGUUGUUACUUUUUAGGCGACUUUGGACCCAUUUCAAUAAAUCUCUGAUAUGUGAGAUUAAACCAUUUUGUGGGUUUUUCAGUUAAUGAAAAUCGGUUUCUUCCAAUUAUGAGGGGAAAAGGCCCUCUAGAGAAAGAUUAUUUAUCCAUUAACAUUCGAGGUUACAUCCUGAAGCUAAUCCAACCAAAGUGCUCCCUAAAAACUGAAGCAAAUACAACAAAACUAACAUUCGAAACACAUUUGCUUUUACACCGAAACCAUAGCAACUAGCAAACUAAAAUUGCUUCAAACCACAAAUUUUGGAGCACAAAGGAAAAAAAAAAAAAGAAAAAAGAAGAAAAAAAAAAGAAAACAAAAAAAUCAUGCUACAACGAACACGAUUUUUAUCAUGAUAGUAAUUUAAAAAAAAAAACAAAAACAUACAAGAAGACUUGAAAAAGGAAAACCUUGAGAUUGAAGCAAGAUGUCAAUGAUUUUUUUUUUUUUUUCCCAAACCAACAACAUAGACAUACAUAACAUUGCCCUGUUCCAGAUGCAGUCAUCUUAGCGCGCAUAAUAUUUUCACUUACCUUUUCGACAGGACAACCUAGUUAAGACUUAAUUUGCUUGUUCUGCUGGGCGGAAAUCAUUUCACUGUGAUUAAAGGAAAGAAAUAUACUUUAGCAAUACGAUGAAAAAUUUUCAGACCACAUACAAUAUAUAUAUUUUUUAUUUUUGUAUUCUACAGCUAUUUGUUGUGUCUUUUCUUUUUAAAUGUUCCUCCAAAGAAAAAUUAUUCCUGUAUAGACCAUGGAAAUCUGUAGGACAAUUAUUUUGUGCCACUACGCCACAUAUUUUCUUCCUCUGCAUUCUCUUUCAGUGAUUCAGGGCAACCCGUCCCUACUCUGCCCUGUUUCUAAUGUUUGGAAAAGUAGAGCUAAUAUUUCUCUUGAUCUGCUUUGUAUAAUUAACAAGUUUUCUUCCU
Rubroshorea leprosula is the source of this 1385-nucleotide messenger RNA. The record is from the annotation of a GenBank genome assembly. Lineage: Eukaryota; Viridiplantae; Streptophyta; Magnoliopsida; Malvales; Dipterocarpaceae.